GCUGCAGCAAUCCAAGAAGCUGAGAGAAAUAAGACGACUUGGAGGAGAUCGAGAGCAAGUGAGAGCAAGCUAAGCUCGCAAGAAAGCUAGACUGCUAGAGCAGCGGCCAUGGCUUUAGCACCCACGUCCGUCAGGAGCUUCAUCGCUGGAAGGCCACUGUGCACGGGCGGCAGCAGCACGGCACCGGUGCUCCCGCCGAGGCCGGCGAGGCGGCCGUCGGCGAGGCUCUCGUGCAGGGCCGCCGACGAGAAGUCGACACGGCCGGGUGAUCUUGAGGUGAAGCUGGGCAAGCUGGCGAUGGUCGCGGUUGCCGCCGGCGUGCUCGCGCUGUCGCCCGUCGUCGACGAUGCCAUGGCGGCGAAGUCCGGCGGGAGGAUUGGCGGGCAGGCGUUCCGGUCUGCGCCGCGGUCCGCUCCACGGCCGUCCGGUCCACGGAUAAACAACUCAAGGACGAACAUCUACAUCAAUCCGCCGGUGGCGCCGCCACUGGUCGGCGGGUACGGCUACGGCUACGGCUACGGUGGCUGGGGCUGGUCGCCGUUCUCCUUCUUCGCCCCCGGCCCGACCGUCGCCGUCGGUGUCGGCGGCGGCUUCGACACGCUCGUGCUGUUCAUCGUGUUCGGAGCGAUCGUCGGCGCCGUCAGGCGGUUUCUCAACAGGGACAGCGACGAUUUCGACGACUACUGAAGCAUAAUGAAUUGAUUACUGUCUUACUGAUACUACUAGGAACGGGAUAUCAUCAGACCAAACCAUGUGUAAUUAUAGCGAGGCUAUUCUUUUUCUUUGUCAAAAGUAAGGGAACAGAUGGGCUAGAGGCGAAAUACAGUACAUUAAUUUGUGCACGAGGAGCAACCUGUCUGUAUAAUUUUGUUCUUGUGAAUGUGAGUAGAUUUUUAUUAGAGUUAUAAUCUAGAUCUGCGAUUGUCUGGAAAAACUGAUGC
This is a messenger RNA of Oryza brachyantha (malo sina), 941 nucleotides long. RefSeq lists its product as uncharacterized. The record is from RefSeq and is a predicted model, not a curated record. Lineage: Eukaryota; Viridiplantae; Streptophyta; Magnoliopsida; Poales; Poaceae. The coding region runs from base 109 to 687 and encodes 192 amino acids. The transcript has 2 exons.